This is a messenger RNA of Wickerhamiella sorbophila, 2772 nucleotides long. RefSeq lists its product as hypothetical. The record is from RefSeq and is a predicted model, not a curated record. Bases 1 to 2772 code for a protein of 923 amino acids. Gene Ontology annotation, molecular function: protein binding. The transcript has a single exon. NCBI's taxonomy places the organism in Eukaryota, Fungi, Ascomycota, Dipodascomycetes, Dipodascales, Trichomonascaceae.
AUGAUUUUGAUAUUUUCAAGGGGUAGACGGGCAGUUCCAUCUCGGGCAGCACUUCGCUGGGCCAAUCAUAUCAAAAAAAUAGCAUGGAAAAGACUCAUUGGAACCAGCCAAUCGGUGGAGGUCCAAGGAUCUGGCCUACUGCUUGAUCUGCAACAGUCAAUAUCGCCGGCAGUGCCUACCAGUGAGUUGAAGGAUAUCUGGCAAACAGAGGUUCUUGAAAACAAGCAAAUGGCGCUUUCUCAUCGUUCUGCUCUGUACGAUGAGAUUCGGAGCCGUAAGGCUUUCGAUCCUUGGCAGCUCGACGUUUUGGGACAGAUUCCCUCUGAACAGACACUGCUGUCGGACUACAUGUUUGCCGUCGACGUCCUCAUAUCGCAGCAGGAGUGGGGCAUGAUUCAGUCUCUGAUCACUGAUCUCGCAACUUCUCAGCCCGUUUACGUUGAGGUUAUUUAUGGUGAGCUGAUUAGCCGCGCAGUCCGCAUGUCCGAGGAAAUGGCACCUCUCGGACCAUUAUUUGAGGUAUUUAUUGGCUGUUUUAGCUCCAUGGGCUCAAAUAUCGGCGAUUUGGACCGACUAAAGGAUAGGCCCUUCAUCGAGGCCCUCAAACUACUUGUCUCCACUUUUCCACAAAAAGUACUCGGUGAAACAGAAGAGUUGAUCAGGGCCAACCCCCCUAUAGGGUCAUCUUUGGCGACCUCGAUCUUGAAAAUUCUUUCUACCUACAAGAAUACGGAUGCGAGCAAAGAUAUCUCUAGAAAUUUGUGGGAGGCUAAGCUUCGAUCGAACACUGCAACUGCCGACGAUUUGUACAGUAUAAUGAUCCGGCAAAUUUAUUUGGGAUCAGCUGAGUAUGCUCUCAAUGCAUACGACACCAAUCCAAACCUCCAAAGACGAACCCAAGCCGAUGCUCUGCUCCUUGCGACUGCAAGAUCAAAAGACUGGGAUCGCUUGCAAGCUGUGUUUGAAAAUCUCACAGAAAACUUCCAGGACGUACUAAAGUCUCAGCAUUAUGCUAUUAUUUUGCAGGCUCUUGGACAUCUCGGUGGUCGAAAUUUAUUGGAUGGUAUUUUUGAACGAUACACAGAACGGGAACUCAAGCCUACUCGAGGAGUAUACCAUGCUAUGAUUCAUAGCUAUCGCCUCAUGGGUGACGUCAAAAUGGCAAGACACUACUUUGAUCUGAUGCUGGAAGCACAGGUCGAACCAACGCGCAUUACGUUCCAGCUUUUAUUGUUAGCCUACAAGGAUGCAAAUGACCUACCGAACGCCUUGGAUUUAGUCCAUUUCGCCAGCUCCGAAUACCAACUACCGGUAACUAAUAAGGAAGUCACUUCGUUGCUUAGUAUCUGUGCUAACCGACGCGAUUUAGAGUCCACAGAAAAGAUUUACAGCUGGGCUGUUUCUUUACUCGGCGACAAGGUCGACAGGAUUACUCGAAAUGCAUAUAUGUCUGCUUUGGUUGAGUGCAAUCAGUUUGAAAAAGCGAUGGACUUUUUUUCUUCGUUUGAGAAUCCUGGCUUAGACACUCUGACUAUUUUACUGUCGUUUGCCUCUAGAUGGAGGCUGGGUGACCAGUUUCGAUUUCUUUUGUUGGAAAGAGAAAGACUGGAACUUCGGGCUGAUUCAAAGUGGUAUGGCACGGUAAUGACGUACUACUCAUUAUCACGAGAUACUGCUCGACUAUUUGAGGUGUUUGAUGAAAUGAAGGCUGCAGGUAUUCGACCCACUGCUGGUCAUUACAGUAUCAUCCUAGAUCAUCUGACAAAGAUGAAGGACUUCAAAAUGGGUGAGACAAUUGUACAGGAAGUAACUGAUCAGCAGGUCACGCCAACAUUUACGUUUUACGAACAGUGGUUCAGAAUGAUGACGCUCUCUACUGAGCCGUCAUCUCGCAACCGGGCCUAUCGCAUGUUGUCCAAGAUUCUUGAUAUGGGUGUUUUUGACGUCAGUUCAACUACGGUUCCUCGUGAUGCUGCACCACCGGGUGUGUUCAAGGCUGUUGUACGCAAAUUAUUGAAGGACAAUCGGUUUGACCGGGCUUAUACUCUUUUGGCGCGUGCAAGCAAACAAUCGCGUAAUUCAGAGCCGUGGAAAAUCGCUGCACUAUUUAUGGAGUUUUAUGACGCUUCCGGACGGUAUGAGGCCCUUGGUGCUGCUUGGGCUCGAUUUUUGUCCGCCCUAAGGCCGACUUUUGUGCCAGUGACUUCAGCCGAAGGACAAGUUGUCUAUCAUCUCCCGAAACGGUAUAGGUCCAACUACUGGCGGCAAAUCAAUAUUCGUAUCACAGACCUAGCCCGUCAAAGCAAGCUUGAUAUGCUUUUGAGUCUCGAAAGAGACUUGAGUACAGUAGGCAUCUGCAUGUCAUCCCAAAACCUGAAUCACUGCUCACAAACCAUGUUGACGGCAGCUAACAGUAUUUUAGAGAGUGAGCCAGAAAAGGCGCUAGCUCUCCAGACCAAGGCUUUUGACAUUGCAGAGUCACGACUGGUUCCUGGCUAUUUCCGCAAUAUGCAACGACGACAGCUAAAGAGUGCCGGAAAGCUCCCCAAAAAUCUGGACCACGGAAAUCUUCAAUUAUCACGCAAGUCGAUUGCUAUUCUUGCCAGCAAUAUAUCAGGCUUCACGCGUAAUUUGGCCUAUGCUAAAAAACUGGACGAGGAGGAGGCACAGGAAUUGGUGUCACAGCAGUUCCCUGCUCUUCUCGGUAUUUUGAGGCGGGCGACCGAUGCGCGAGAACGACGAUCGCAAGCAGAACAGCAGCGGAACAAUUAA